AUGAGUGAUGACGAGGAUGGGAAGAGGUUUAAGGAGAACACUAAUGAGCUGAUGAGCUUGUUGGGGUCGUUCAAUGUGAAUGAUUUUGUGCCGGUGCUCAGGGUUUUUGAUGUGCAGGGGAUGAGGAAGAGGAUGAGGAAGGUGCAUGAGGUGUUUGAUGUGUUCUUGGAGAAGAUUAUUGAGGAGCAUUUGGAGAGUAGGAGGAGAGGGGAGAAGAAGAAUGAUUUUGUUGAUAUCAUGUUGUCGAUUAUGGAGGAGGAGGAGGAGAAUAAUGGAGAGUUUCGGCUUGAGAGAGCUAAUAUCAAGGCAGUUGUGCUGGCGGAAAAAAAUCGAAUCAAGGGCCGAGAUCUUAGAUUGAGAUCGUUGGAUGAGUCUCUUUCCCAAAGGGAUCUGCGAGUGAGAUCCAUAGAGGAGGACAUGCUGGAGGGUUCAAUGGAAACAUCGAGAACGAUAGAGCUCAUCCGGCACCCAAGAGUGCUGACCAAACUGCGCCAGGAGCUGUCAACUGUCGUCGGCCCGAACCGACAAGUCCAAGAAUCCGACCUCCCAAACCUCCCGUACCUGGCAAUGGUCCUCAAAGAAAGCCUAAGACUCCACCCCUUAAUCGCCAUCCUCUUCCAUCAUGGCAAAGAACAAUGCGUCGUCAACGGGUUCAAAAUCCCCAGAAACUCCAACCUCAUUGUCAACUUAUGGGCCAUAAGUCGCGAUCCCAGCGUUUGGCCACGACCCGAAGAGUUCAUCCCUGAGAGAUUCGCUGAGGAGAAUAUUGAUGUGAGAGGACAGGAUUAUAGGUACUUGCCGUUUGGUUCGGGGAGAAGACUUUGUGUCGGGAUACAGUUCGCGCUGGUAUUUUCGCCACUGAUAAUAGCGCAGAUUGUGCACUGUUUCGAUUGGGAGUUGCCGGAGGGAGGGAAGGCGGAGGAUUUGGAUAUGACGGAGAGGUACGGGCUUACUAUGCCGCGAGCCGAGCAUUUGUGGGCGAUCCCGAGUAAGCGGCCGCCGUUGUGCGUCUAAGUAGGGUUUGAGUUAUAAGUGAUUAUUUUGCGAGUAAGUUGUAAUAUGUUGGGGGCAAUAAAUCAACUUGUCGGGCUUGAUUUAAUAAAGAGGUUGCUUUGGUACUCCGAAAAUAAGUAUUUCUGUAAGUUUUAAAUUGGCAGAGAUUUAAA
Messenger RNA from Asparagus officinalis (garden asparagus), 1166 nucleotides. Its product is annotated as cytochrome P450 CYP736A12-like. NCBI's taxonomy places the organism in Eukaryota, Viridiplantae, Streptophyta, Magnoliopsida, Asparagales, Asparagaceae. The coding region runs from base 1 to 1014 and encodes 337 amino acids. The transcript has 3 exons. Gene Ontology annotation, molecular function: heme binding; monooxygenase activity; iron ion binding. The record is from RefSeq and is a predicted model, not a curated record.